This is a messenger RNA of Musca domestica (house fly), 1425 nucleotides long. RefSeq names its product uridine phosphorylase 1-like. NCBI's taxonomy places the organism in Eukaryota, Metazoa, Arthropoda, Insecta, Diptera, Muscidae. Gene Ontology annotation, molecular function: uridine phosphorylase activity. The record is from RefSeq and is a predicted model, not a curated record. The transcript is spliced from 7 exons. Bases 118 to 1158 code for a protein of 346 amino acids. Gene Ontology annotation, cellular component: cytoplasm; cytosol. Gene Ontology annotation, biological process: uridine catabolic process; nucleotide catabolic process.
ACGUCGAAUAUCUUGUGGAUUACAUUAAACUCCAGAUUUGCUGUUUUUGUGUGGAAAAACGUUUUCUUCUUCUUCUCCUCCUCCAGUGUCAACAAAAACAACAACAACAACAACAAAAUGUCUUUGUUAACCAGCAACAGUCACUCAAUGUCGGAGGAAGAGAUUGAUGAAUAUUCCGAUGGCACUAUCAAAUUACGUAACCCAAAUAUUGAACUCAUGGAUCAGGACAUUCUCUAUCAUUUGGCCUUGGGCAGUGAAUCUCACGAUUUGAAUGAAAUGUUCGGUGAUGUUAAGUUCGUUUGCAUGGGCGGGACACCAAAGCGUAUGGAGAACUUUGCACAUUUCAUUAUGAAUGAAAUCGGCUACAAAUUACCUGCAGGCACGAUGUUGCAGGACAUCAGCGCCUACUCGUAUCGGUAUUCGAUGUACAAAGUUGGACCAGUGCUUUGCGUCAGUCACGGCAUGGGAACGCCCUCUGUUAGCAUUCUGAUGCACGAAAUGAUCAAACUGAUGUAUCAUGCCAAGUGCCAAGACCCGAUCUUCAUACGUAUUGGCACUUGUGGUGGCAUUGGUGUAGAGGGUGGCACUGUCAUCAUCACCGAGGAUGCUCUGGAUGGUCAGUUGAGGAAUUCUCAUGAAUUUACCAUUUUGGGUAAAGUCGUUCAUCGCCCCGCCAAAUUGGACAAGAAGUUGGCUCGUGAACUUAAGGCCUUGGCCAGUCCCGAUGAUCCCUAUGAUACCAUAAUUGGCAAGACAUUGUGCACCAAUGAUUUCUAUGAAGGUCAAGGCCGUUUGGACGGAGCAUUCUGUGAUUUUUCCGAAGCCGAUAAAAUGGAAUAUUUACAAAAACUCGCCGACAAUGGUGUAGUCAAUAUUGAAAUGGAGAGUACCAUUUUUGCUGCCCUUACAUAUCAUGCUGGCAUCAAGGCUGCCGUUGUCUGUGUAGCCUUGCUGAAUCGUCUCAACGGUGAUCAGGUCAAUUCCCCCAAAGAAGUUAUGAAUGAAUGGCAGGCACGGCCACAAAUUCUUGUAGCGCGAUAUAUACGCAAAGUAUUAGCCCAAAAGGGUCAACUGAAGAGUCUAUUCAAUGCUCAAGGAUCGAUUAAGUCACCCAGACGUUUUAAGCUGGUACAACAGGAAUCGCAGGCCCACGAAUAGAGGAGAUGGCAAACAGGCAGACAAACUCACCAUAUAUAUACACUAAAACUACAACUUUAUAUAUUUAUUUUAAUCUCUAAAACUAUAAAUACCUAGGCAUAUACAUACCUAGUGUUAUAUAAAUAUAUAAACAAAUAUGUGUAAAAUUUGCAAACUUUUUUCUAAUGUAGUUAAAUUAUUCACUUACAUACAGACAUGUGUACUUAUUAUAAAAAACACAAAAACUCUAAAAAAUAUGUAUAUUUGUAUACAUAUAUGUGUGAACUA